This is a messenger RNA of Trichogramma pretiosum, 4735 nucleotides long. RefSeq names its product serine-rich adhesin for platelets. NCBI's taxonomy places the organism in Eukaryota, Metazoa, Arthropoda, Insecta, Hymenoptera, Trichogrammatidae. The transcript has 10 exons. The record is from RefSeq and is a predicted model, not a curated record. Gene Ontology annotation, cellular component: nucleoplasm. Bases 1104 to 4319 code for a protein of 1071 amino acids.
GUGCACUGAAGAUACGCGCCCAACGCGAGCGACUCCGAUUUUAUAACUCCGGGACCCGUGUAGCACAAAAUAACGACGACAACAACGAUCCUUCUGUCGGCCGACUCGCGGGACGACGACGACUACGACGACAACAACAAAGCGAAUUGCAAAGACGACAUGCGACUCCCGCGCGAUGAAUGACGCGCAGUUGCAGCAGCCUUACAAUACCUAUUAUACACAACAUCGUCGCGACGUUUCGUCAUUCUGCCAGUGUGCACUCAGUGACUCGUAACUCGAGAGAGAGAGAGAGAGAGAGAGAGGAAAACAGAGAGAGAAGCGAGCUGCGAACAGCAGUAUACAAGAGUGCACGAGCUAAGCGGAGGGGCGGCAGCAGCAGCACUCAGCAGUCAGCCUCUAUAUGCACAGAGGCAGUGUAUUCUGCGUCGUUCGCGCGCCCUCCAAAAUGGCGCUGCAUUGUCUAGUGUUUUGCACUUUCCGCGCCUUUUUAAGGUUAUAAAGUUGGAUCCUCGUCCUGGGGGGCCCAUAUAAAGUUGCAGCGAUCGGCGACUAGGUGCAUAGUGCAACGGAGAGCAUCGUGUGCGGGUAAGUCGCGCGGCAGCGAUCGCAUGGCAGCAUCGUCGUCGAGCGUCAGCGUGACGCACUCCGUACCCGCGCGACACACGCUAUUAUUGUGCUAGCUGCGCCAUCAGCUUAGCCGCCUCGCGUGCAAUCUCUCGACCAACUUGUGUUUACCAAUCGCACGCGCAUAUAGACAGACAGUGACACUAGAUAUAGUGUGCAGCAGCAGCAGCAGCAGCGGUCACAACACAUUAUAGUGCUGUAUAGUGCAUAGCAUCGCCAACGGCGCGCAAAUAUUAUGCAGGAGCAGGGUACGGACUGUUGUGGUAUCGUGUAUACGUGCGCGCCUGUGUGAGUGUAUAUACAGUGCAGGCUGCAGCACGUCUUUCACUUCUUCUGCUCCGGCCUGAAAACACUGUGUAUAGAAAGCGGAACGUGCCAAAAAAAAGUAAACAACAACUCGCACGCGGAUCUCCGACGCGUUUUCGUUUUUCGAAGGCGAUCCUUUCGAUUGUUGCUGCGUGUUAUGAGGAGGCCGCGGUAUGCCUGCCAGCGGUAACAGUCGUUUCCGCGCUUAUCCGGCUCGGAUGUCCGAGCGCCAGCAACUGGCCCUCAUCCUGCAGAUGACUUCUCAGGAGAUGACAUCAGCUUUGAACAAUUCAAAUGAGAGUACCACAGCUUCGACUUCAAGUAAUACGCGUGCGUCACCUUUGCAGAAUCAGAGGAGAAGAAAUGAGUUCGCUGGUUCGAGCUCGUCAACGGCGGACGUCGAGGAGACCAUCAGGCAGGCGAGUCGCGCCGAGAGUCCACUAGCCGCCGGUUCGCCGGCCGAGUCCGCUGCUGCCUCCAACAAUAGCGCGACUACUGCUGCUGCUGCGGCGGUGGCGGCUGCUGCUACUGUCGCUUCUACUGCUAGUUCUCAUGUUGUAACUGCUCCUGUCGCCGCCACCGCUACCACAACCGUUGCCUCUACUGCAUCUAGCUCCAGUAGUAGUAGCAGCAGUAAUCUGGCAUGCGAUAAGGAGAUCAUCGGCAGCGGUGCAGGAGGCGAGUCGUCUUCGCAGAGUCAUCACUCGAGGCAGCAACAGAUUCAAUCGGACGAGGCUGCCGCCCUCACCACGGCGAUGCGAAGGACACCGCCGCAAAGUAGAAGUAGCAGCGACAGACAAACGAUCGGUCAGCAGCAGUCACAGCAACAGCAGCAAGGGUCUACUAACGGUGGCCGUGUAACCCUGAGGCUGAAUCCCAUGCGCCAGAGCGCGAGGGAUGAUAAUAAAAAGUCAAGCGCCACAUCAGCCCAACAGCAGAGCAGUAGUACGGCGACGCCAUCUCAGCAGCAACAACAGCAACGCAUCAGUACGUCCAACGCUGCGGCAGUAAGCAUAUCAUCGACGUCCACUUCACACAAUUCUAAAGAGAUGGAGACUGUAUCAUCCUCAUCGUCAACAACAAAAUCAUCAAAUGCAAGUGCAGCUCCAGCGGCAUUAGCCAAGGGCAAUACUUCAUCGUCUUCUUCAUCAGCAGAUGCCAGUGAUGUUUAUGAAUUUAAAUCUUCUAAAGAAGCCACCCCUGUAAGAGGUUCCAGUACAUCGCCUAAUCCAAAUCCUAAUGAAAAAGAUGCUAAAGAUAGUAACAUUGCAUCUGCAUCUGUUUCAACUUCAUCAAAUCCUGCUGGUAGUACCAGUAGUACUGGUCAAAGUCAAAGCAGUGGUGCUAAUGUUGGAAACACUUCUCUAGGGCUCACUAAUUCAAAUUCAUCUGCAACAUCAACAACUAUAACGUCAACAGUCUCUGCUGCGGGUUCAUCUUCGACGACAUCAUCAUUGAUCACAGUAAGCAACCCUUCAGCAGAUUCAAUGACAUCCUCAACAUCAAGUGCUAUGCAGAUAGAUGAAAAUGUAUUAUCAUCUACGGCGUCUCCAUCUUCUUCUAUUGCUCCGUCUUCAAAUAAAAGAAGUUAUGAAAAUGAUCCAGUUUCAACUGAUGAUCAAGAUGAAGAAACCCGUAAGCGUAAGAAAAAGGAUGAUACUGGAAAAGAGACUUCUACCGUGAAAGGAGCUGCUGGAAGAAAUCAGACUGUCAACAGAAACAAUCCCGCCGUAAAUGAAAAGAAACGAGCUACAUCAACAAAUAACAUGAAUAACCCUAUAUCUAAGCCUAAUCAAGCCUCUACUACAUUUGGAUCUGGAGAUCAUAGAAGUCCAAGCUCUUUUACUGCAAAUAGUCCAAAAUCAUCAUUGGUUAACAUGACUCCUGAGUCAGAUGGAGAAGACGACAAAUCCAAAAAUGCAGAUAAUGGAUGUGGACCAAAGGUGCCACCAUUAAAAAUUGUUAUACCCCAAAGCACUACUUCUGAACAAGAGCAAGGUAAUCGCAAUGGUAAAAAUACGUCCAAUAGGAGUCACCAGCUUCCUUAUGUUGUUGCGACUUCAAACAGUAACGAUUCUACGGACAAAGAAUUGAGUAAUGCCGGAAGUCCUAUGGAUACCAGCAGUAACGCUGGACUUAAAGGUGAUGAAAAAAAAGAUUUUAGCGGGGUUCUUGAUGAGUCCAGGUCAUCCAUACAUCAUCAGAGAGUAUUGAGAAGUUCUCAUAAGGCGGGCAAUGGUAAUGGUAAUUCACAGAAUAAUAAUGGGGGUUAUUUUACAUCUUCUCCUUUGCCGUGUGCUUCAACUGAUAGAUCGAAUAACUCUUCGCCACAACAGAGGCAUCAUUCACCUACUCCGGAAAGUAGUACUGAAAGCUCUACAAUUAGUAAAACUAUGUUGACAGAUUCUCUUGGUACAACUAUUAAAAAUAGUAACAGCGCUGCUACAGGGAGCAAUUCUACAGAUAAAAGCGAUAAGAGCGUAGAAAUGAAAAAGGAACCAAUCGAUUCGUCCGAGGUAACCAUCAAAAAAGAACCAGGCGAAGCAGGUGCAAACGUACAAACUUCGGUCGAGCUGCACCCACGGAAGAGAAAAAUGAAGACUAACAAAGAAGCUCAACAGGCAAACACUGCUGCGGCCGUAGCUGCUGCUGCGUCUGAUAUUGCUGAGGCAGCAAGUACUGGAUCUGAAGUUCACCCGCAUGAUCAGCCUAUAACGAAUUGUAUACAGUUAUUCAUAAAUAUAAGAAAACAGAUUGAGCGUCGAAGAAAGAGCUUGUUUCCAGUACAGCCUAAGCCACCCUCCGGUUUCAAGGAUUAUCUUAUGAACCGUUGUACAUACGUUUUAGCUCGUAACACUAAAGAGGAACCAACAGUAACAAUUCCAGCUAGUGUUCCAGCAGCUAUGAAAGAUUUAUACACACAGCAAGAACAAGAAAGAUAUGACUUGAGAAUGGCACACGUCGUUGAAAAAGAAAAAUUAGUUUUGGCUGUUGAGCAAGAGAUUUUGAGGGUGCAUGGAAGGGCAGCCAGAGCUCUUGCAAAUCAGUCAAGACCUUUUUCUCUUUGUACGAUACUUAAAGAUGAAGAAGUAUAUAAUGUUAUUACACCAGAGCAAGAAGAGAAGGAUAGAAAUGCUAGGAGUAGGUACAAUGGUAGACUUUUUUUAAGUUGGCUUCAAGAUGUAGAUGAUAAAUGGGAGAAAAUUAAAGAAGGAAUGUUACUUAGACACCAUCAAGAGGCAGAUUCUCUGCAUGCUAUACAAAAAUUAGAUUGGGAAUGGAAAUUGAAAGAGGUAGGAUUGUGUGAAGCUAAAGGCAAACCUCAAAUUGAUGAAACCCACGUACCAAAUGUACCAGUUUCAGAUGAUUUUGAUUUACUACCAGCUUAAGCUACUUUGUAAAAAUUUUCGUGACUAGGUACAGAUUAUUCUAUCUCAAAGUACCUAGGAAAAAGAAAAAUUUGUCGUCUGUGAUCUAGAAAUGAAUGGAUAACUCAUGUUAAGAAUUGCCUUUAAAUCAGUAGUUAUUAAUGUGAUUAACUAAUGGACUGUGUUUCUGAAAUUUUUAAUGCCUGAAAAUAUGGUUUAUUUUACAUUAUUUUUUGUUCUUCAUCACUUAUAUUUGUAAAAUCUUUUCAAGACAAUUUUUAAAUUAGUUGACCAUACUUUUGGAAAGUAAUAUAUGCCAGUAUAUUAUCAAGAAUCUUCCAAAUUUCCAUUCAUCUUCUUGAGUUAUUUUAAUUAAUUUUAGACUAUGUUUUUUUUAUAUUCAUGAACUAAAUAUGUACAUACAUUUUAUUUAAUUA